Messenger RNA from Lipotes vexillifer (Yangtze River dolphin), 1302 nucleotides. RefSeq names its product neuromedin B receptor (gene NMBR). Gene Ontology annotation, molecular function: bombesin receptor activity. Gene Ontology annotation, biological process: bombesin receptor signaling pathway. Gene Ontology annotation, cellular component: plasma membrane. NCBI's taxonomy places the organism in Eukaryota, Metazoa, Chordata, Mammalia, Artiodactyla, Lipotidae. The record is from RefSeq and is a predicted model, not a curated record.
AUGAGUGCGAGAACCUCAGGGACUCACCAGCUCAGCCCCCAAAUCUUCAGAGGUUCACAGACUUCUGUCUGGGGCGUCUCCUACUCGGAGGGCACCUGGGUUCAUGAAAACUCCAGCGGACUCUCCUGGGAAAGAGACCAUGCCCCCGCCAAGUCUCCUUCCAACCUCUCCCGGACCGCGGGCGUGAAUCAGAGCGGUUUCGUUCCAGAGGUCUCGGAAAGGGAUUUCCUACCCGCCCCGGACGGGACCACUGCGGAGUUCGUGAUCCGCUGUGUGAUCCCGUCCCUCUACCUGCUCAUCAUCACAGUGGGCUUGCUGGGCAACAUCAUGCUGGUGAAGACCUUCAUCACCAACAGCGCCAUAGUCCCCAGCAUCUUCAUCUCUAACCUGGCCGUUGGGGACGUGCUGCUGCUGAUCACCUGAGUCCCUGUGGAUGCAUCCUGCUACUUCUUUGACGAGUGGAUAUUCGGGAAGGUGGGCUGCAAACUCAUGCAGGUGAUCCAGCUCACCUCCGUGGGGGUGUCCGUGUUCACUCUCACUGCCCUCAGCGCCCACAGGUACAGAGCCACUGUAAACCCCAUGGAUAUCCAGACAUCAGGAGAGGUGCUGUGGACCUGUGUGAAGGCCAUGGGUAUCUGGGUGGUCUCGGUGCUGUUGGCUGUUCCAGAAGCCGUGUUUUCCCAAGUGGCACACAUCGGUGACUUGGAUAACGGCAGCUUCACGGCACGUAUACCCUAGCCUCAGACUGAUGAAUUACAUCCAAAGAUUCAUUCAGUGCUCCUCUUCUUGGUCUACUUCCUUAUACCACUUGUUAUUAUCAGUAUUUAUUAUUAUCAUAUUGCAAGGAUAAUUAAAAGUGCACAUAAUCUUCUGGGAGAAUACAAUGAACAUACCAAAAAACAGAUGGAAACACGGAAAGGCCUGGCCAAAAUUGUGCUGGUCUUCGUGUGCUGCUUUGUCUUCUGCUGGUUUCCAAAUCACAUCCUUUACAUGUAUAGGUCUUUCAACUAUAAUGAGAUUGACCCAUCUCUAGGCCACGUGAUUGUCACCUUAGUGGCCUGGGUUCUGAGCUUUUGCAGUUCUUGUGUCAAUCCAUUUACUCUUUAUCUGCUCAGCGAAAGCUGCAGGAGGCACUUCAAUAGCCAGCUCUGUUGUGGAAGGAAGUCCUAUCGAGAAUCAAGCACCUACCUACUCAGCUCCUCCGCAGUGCGUGUGACAUCCCUGAAAAAAAAUGCUAAGAACAUGGUGACCAAAUCUGUAUUACUUAGUGGGCACAAUGUGAAGUAGGAAAUGGCACUGUGA